Molecule: messenger RNA, 1383 nt
Organism: Colias croceus (clouded yellow)
Lineage: Eukaryota; Metazoa; Arthropoda; Insecta; Lepidoptera; Pieridae
Product: zinc finger CCCH domain-containing protein 15 homolog
Exons: 7
Coding region: 166-1347 (393 amino acids)
Biological process (GO): cytoplasmic translation
Cellular component (GO): cytosol
Molecular function (GO): mRNA binding; metal ion binding
Source: RefSeq, a predicted model, not a curated record
UCUCGGUUCCUCCGACCACGGUGUGAAAUCGGAAAUUGAAGAAAUAUUAUUUUCUCAACCUCUGAUGUAAUACGCCAAUCAUCAGUAACGGCAUAGCCGAAUUAACUUAAUUCCCUAACUAUUUAUUCAUAAUAGUAGUUGAGUAGUUCUCUACAAAAACUAACCAUGCCGCCGAAGAAAGCAAGUGGUGCUGGAGCCAGCAAGAAGACUGAACAAAAAAAGAAGGAGAAAGUUAUUGAAGACAAGACCUUUGGUCUCAAAAACAAAAAAGGUGCAAAGCAACAAAAGUUUAUUCAGCAAGUAGAAAAACAAGUAAAAAGUGGAGGUAUACACCCCGCGCAGCCUGUACAAGAUAAAAAGAAGGAAAAGGAACAAAAACUGAAGGAGCAGAAGGAAUUAGCAGCGCUAUUCAAACCUGUACAGACACAAAAAGUUGAGAAAGGUACUGACCCAAAAUCAGUUGUAUGUGCAUUCUUCAAGCAAGGACAAUGUGCAAAGGGUGAUAGGUGUAAAUUCUCACACGACUUGACUAUAGAAAGAAAGGCCGAGAAGCGAUCACUCUAUGUGGAUAUGCGUGACGAUGAAGACAACAUGGAUAACUGGGAUGAGGACAAACUCAAGGAAGUGGUAGAGAAGAAACACGGAGAGGGUAACAAGCAGCGGCCUUCGACUGAUAUUAUUUGCAAGCACUUCAUCGACGCCGUCGAAAAAUCGAAAUAUGGUUGGUUCUGGGAGUGUCCAGCGGGCACCAAAUGUAUAUACAGGCACGCUUUACCACCAGGCUUUGUGCUCAAACGGGACAAGAAGAAAAUGGAAGAGAAAAAGAAUGAGAUAUCUCUUGUCGAUUUAAUAGAGAGAGAGAGAGCGGCUCUUGGACCCAAUCAGACUAAGAUCACGCUGGAAACCUUCUUGGCGUGGAAGAAGAAGAAGAUUAAAGAGAAACAGGAACUACUCAACAAAGUUGAAGAACAACGCCGCAGUGACUACAAAGCGGGAAGAGCGGUCGGUCUCUCUGGACGGGAGAUGUUCUCGUUCGACCCGGCGAUGGCUGCUGAUGCUGAUGAUGAUGGAGACGAGGCGUUCGACCUUGGGAAGUUCCAUGAGGAUGAAGAGGAGAAGGAGGAAUAUAGGAAUAUCGAGCUGGAGCUCAUCGGCAUGGAGGCUUGCGAGGUGGACGAUUCAGGCACGAAAGCGACUGACGAUAGGUUAGAAAAACUAGGUAAAGAUCUAGAAAAUGGUGACGAGAAGCCACAAGAAGAGAAUAUGGGCGCUGUGCCAAUUAAUGAGAACCUCUUCCUCGCUGAGGACCUGGACGAGGAACUGGAAAACCUGGACCUUGAUGAUUAACCUGUACAGAUAUUGUAAUAAACUUGGUUUAUAAUG